Carya illinoinensis is the source of this 2541-nucleotide messenger RNA. RefSeq names its product eukaryotic translation initiation factor 3 subunit B-like. The transcript is spliced from 11 exons. Gene Ontology annotation, cellular component: eukaryotic translation initiation factor 3 complex. Gene Ontology annotation, molecular function: translation initiation factor binding; RNA binding; translation initiation factor activity. The record is from RefSeq and is a predicted model, not a curated record. Gene Ontology annotation, biological process: translational initiation. Bases 179 to 2326 code for a protein of 715 amino acids. Lineage: Eukaryota; Viridiplantae; Streptophyta; Magnoliopsida; Fagales; Juglandaceae.
CCUCGCAAAGCCGCAUUUCAUUAUCUUCUCCAAACGAAGAAACCCUAGGAGCCCUCUUCGCGCUCUACCUCUUUCUCAUUCUACAGUCCCCACCUUCCUCGCAGCGCACCAGGAAACCCUCUCUAUCUCUCCCCCCCUCUCUCUCUCUGGAGGACUUGGUAGCUGAAGAAAGGCCGCGAUGGCAGACGUGAUGUUGAUGAAGGAAAUAGAGACAACAGCGGAUCGGCUCGGUAUCGAUCUCGCCACUGUAGACCUUGACUCCAUUAGCUUACCUCCUGGCCAAGAUUUUGGCAUAGUAAGCGAUGACGAAGAUGUCCUUCAAGGCGGGGACAAUCCAGAGUUGGACAUUGGGUUUGGAAAUAUAAUUAUUGUUGAUAACCUUCCUGUUGUUCCUCGGGAGAAGUUUGAUAAGCUCGAAGGUGUUAUACGUAAAAUCUACAGUCAGAUUGGCGUGAUUAAGGAGGACGGGCUAUGGAUGCCUAUUGAUCCCGAGACUCAAAAAACUUUGGGUUAUUGCUUUAUUGAGUUUAACAGUCCUCUGGAAGCUGAACUCGCCAGGGAGAAGACAAAUGGUUACAAGUUAGACAGGUCUCAUAUUUUUGCCGUGAACAUGUUUGAUGAAUUUGAUACAUUCAUGAAAGUUCCAGAUAAGUGGGCCCCUCCUGAAUUUACACCAUAUACUUCAGGGGAAAAUCUUCAACACUGGUUGACUGAUGAAAAAGCUCGUGAUCAGUUUGUGAUUCGUGCUGGUUCAGAUACUGAGGUUUUAUGGAAUGAUGCGAGGCAGCUGAAGCCUGAGCCUGUUUACAAGCGUGCUUUCUGGACUGAGAGUUUUGUUCAGUGGUCCCCACUGGGGACUUACUUGGCAACAGUUCAUCGGCAAGGUGCCGCAGUUUGGGGAGGUGCCAGUACCUUCAAUCGCCUCAUGCGUUAUGCUCACCCUCAGGUUAAACUUGUUGAUUUUUCCCCUGGCGAGCGAUAUUUAGUGACCUACAGCAGCCAUGAACCCAGUAAUCCUCGGGAUGCAAAUAGGGUCGUGAUAAAUAUUUUUGAUGUGAGAACUGGAAAAGUGAUGAGAGAUUUCAAAGGAAGUGCCGAUGACUUUGCUAUUGGAGGAACUGGUGGUGUUGCGGGGGUGGCAUGGCCUGUUUUCAGAUGGGCUGGCGGAAAAGAGGACAAAUAUUUUGCCAGAAUUGGGAAAAACAUAAUCUCUGUCUAUGAAACAGAGACCUUUUCUCUCAUUGACAAGAAAUCACUGAAGGUUGAAAAUGUUGUGGAUUUCUGUUGGUCACCAACUGAUCCAAUUCUUGCACUCUUUGUUCCUGAACUAGGGGACCAUCCUGCUAGGGUGAGUCUUAUGCAAAUUCCAAGUAAAGAUGAGUUAAGGCAGAAGAAUCUUUUCAGUGUUAGUGAUUGUAAAAUGUACUGGCAAAGCAAUGGGGAUUAUCUAGCUGUUAAGGUCGAUCGAUAUACAAAAACAAAGAAAAGCACUUACACAGGCUUUGAGCUUUUCCGUGUAAGAGAACGGGAUAUUCCGAUUGAGGUUUUUGAGCUUGAGAAUAAGAAUGACAAGAUAAUUGCCUUUGCUUGGGAGCCAAAAGGCCACAGGUUUGCUGUUAUCCACGGCGAUAACCCAAGACCCGACAUAAGUUUUUACUCUAUGCGUUCUGCAAACAACACAGACAAGGUUAAGAAGCUCACUACCCUGAAAGGCAAGCAGGCAAAUGCUCUUUUCUGGUCACCUACUGGUCGCUUCGUAAUACUUGCAGGAUUGAAGGGUUUUAAUGGACAAUUGGAAUUUUACAAUGUUGAUGAGCUUGAAACCAUGGCAACAGCUGAGCAUUUUAUGGCUACAGAUAUUGAAUGGGAUCCGACUGGAAGGUAUGUUGCAACUGCUGUGACUUCAGUUCAUGAGAUGGAAAAUGGUUUCAACAUAUGGUCCUUCAAUGGAAAGCUACUCUAUAGGAUCCUGAAGGAUCAUUUCUUUCAGUUCUUGUGGCGCCCAAGGCCACCAUCAUUCUUGAGUCCUGAGAAGGAGGAGGAAAUUGCAAAGAAUUUAAAGAAGUACAGUAAAAAGUACGAGGCAGAGGACCAGGAUGUUUCGAUGCUAUUGAGUGAGCAGGAUCGGGAGAAGCGGAGGAUGUUAAAGGAGGAGUGGGAGAAGUGGCUCAACGAGUGGAAGCGGUUGCAUGAAGAAGAAAAACUGGAGAGGCAGACACUGAGGGACGGAGAAGUAAGCGACGAAGAGGAAGAGUAUGAGGCAAAAGAAGUAGAAGUUGAGGAGAUAUUGGAUGUUUCAGAGGAGGUACUUUCUUUUGAGGAGUGAUUAGUGAUAAUGAUUUGGAGCCUUGGAUACCUCUGUUUCAAUACAACAUACCCAAGCAGGACAGCACUUAAGUGCUGAAGUGCUUUUGGACACGUUUUUUGGUUCUUUUUUUUCCCAGUUUUGCCACCUGCCUUUUUCUUCGCAGCAUCUUUUGUUAAUUUUUCUUCAUGAUGUAUUUUUUUAGUAUAAUAUUAUCAUCGACUAGAGUUGUGAUA